Musa acuminata subsp. malaccensis (wild Malaysian banana) is the source of this 1477-nucleotide messenger RNA. Its product is annotated as thiosulfate/3-mercaptopyruvate sulfurtransferase 1, mitochondrial. Lineage: Eukaryota; Viridiplantae; Streptophyta; Magnoliopsida; Zingiberales; Musaceae. Gene Ontology annotation, molecular function: thiosulfate-cyanide sulfurtransferase activity. Gene Ontology annotation, cellular component: mitochondrion. The record is from RefSeq and is a predicted model, not a curated record.
AUCUCUGGCGUAAGUGGGUUCUACACGUAUAUGUAUGUCUCGCCCGAGGUUACAAUAUCACUGCGCUUGUCAUAAAAACGCCGUCCACAGUAUUUCUUUCCGGUUUUCGAUCACCCAUCUCUCCUCCCCUUUCCUCUCGAUCGAUCUUUGUGCGCUCGUCCUCGCUCGUUCUCUUGUCUGUGGACGGAAGCAUCUAUCUACGGUCGUUAAGAAUCAAGAAGUUUGGAAACCAUUAUAUUUGAAACUUGAUUGAUGGAGAGUCAUGAACCUGUGGUUUCUGCUGCGUGGCUGCAUGCUAAUCUGAAAAAUCCUGAUAUAAAGGUACUGGAUGCUUCCUGGUACAUGCCACAAGAGCAACGGAAUGCAUUUCAAGAGUAUCAGGUGGCUCACAUUCCUGGUGCCAUAUUCUUUGAUAUUGAUCAGAUAUCUGAUCCAACAUCUAAUUUGCCACACAUGUUGCCAUCAGAUGAAGCUUUUGCUGCUUCAGUUUCUGCUCUUGAUAUUCAAAACAAGGAUGCUGUUAUUGUUUAUGAUGGAAAAGGACAAUUUAGUGCUGCUCGUGUUUGGUGGAUGUUCCGAGUUUUUGGACACAAUAAAGUUUGGGUUUUGGAUGGAGGUUUGCCACAAUGGUGCAAAUCUGGAUAUGAAGUUGAAUCUACGUCAUCUAAAGUGGCAAUUUUGCGAGCUACUUCAGUCAGUAAAGCUAUUGAAAACGUAUAUCGUGGUCAAUUGGUUGAACCUGCCUCAUUUAAAACAAAAUUUCAGCCUCAUUUGGUAUGGACGCUGGAACAGAUCAAACAAAAUAUGAGUGACCAAACACAUCAACAUAUAGACGCUCGAUCAAGGUCCAGGUUUGAUGGCAUAGCUCCAGAACCUCGAGAGGGAAUAAAAAGUGGACAUAUGCCUGGCAGCAAAUGUGUUCCCUUUACUGAGAUGCUUGAUGGUUCACAAAUGCUUUUGCCUGAAGAUCAACUUCGUGAAAAAUUUGUGCUAGAAGGCAUCUCUCUCGAUCGUCCAAUUGUUGCCUCCUGUGGCACCGGUGUGACUGCUUGCAUAGUAAACAUGGGUCUUCAUCGAAUUGGAAAGCCUGAUGUUCCAGUUUACGAUGGAUCAUGGACAGAAUGGGCAACUCAACCAGAUGCCACAAUUAUCACACUUGCUGCUGAUUAACUCCCUCGAAUAUUAGUUAUUUCCCAAGGAGACUGAGUCUUGAGGUUUGCUGAUAAUGGUGUUGUUUCGUUGCAAUAGAUGCAUCUUAAAGUCAUCUCAUACAUGAGAUUCAACAAUAGGUUUUCAGUACUUGAAUCUUUGUGUAUUAAGCUAGUUAUCUUCCACAAGCCUAAGGCUGAAACUGUGGAAAUCUGUCGUAUAAGAUUGAAACUGGAUAUGGUUUCAUGUGUAUCCGUCACAAGUAUCAUUGUCAUAUAUGACCAAGUUCCAGUUGUAUCUUAACUAUGUGAAUCUCAAUACUUUACAU